AUGAUUGGAGUUUCAGGUGGCAGGCGCCUGGCGGUCAGUGGCGAUGAGGAGGAGGUGGGCGCAGGGAGGUAUGCCUACAAAAAGGUGGAGGAGUUUCCGUGCGGACCAGGAAUCGAAUCGUCACGUCUCUCUGAGGUUCGGGAGUGGUGCGAAAAGUUGGGUGCAAAGUCGGACCCAAGAGCAGGACGGAAGCGCGUCAUCCGAUCCUACGCCAACAAGGUGGGUGGCGAGAAGCGAGAGCUGCUCAAGCGCAGAAUGCCUGCCUCUGCGAGCUCAGCGCCUGGGAAGAGGGCACGUGCAGCCGGUGCUUGA
This is a messenger RNA of Prorocentrum cordatum, 312 nucleotides long. NCBI's taxonomy places the organism in Eukaryota, Dinophyceae, Prorocentrales, Prorocentraceae. The record is from the annotation of a GenBank genome assembly.